Quercus lobata is the source of this 1527-nucleotide messenger RNA. RefSeq names its product indole-3-butyric acid response 5 (gene IBR5). The record is from RefSeq and is a predicted model, not a curated record. Gene Ontology annotation, biological process: protein dephosphorylation; negative regulation of MAP kinase activity; auxin-activated signaling pathway. Bases 464 to 1267 code for a protein of 267 amino acids. Gene Ontology annotation, cellular component: nucleus. The transcript has 5 exons. Lineage: Eukaryota; Viridiplantae; Streptophyta; Magnoliopsida; Fagales; Fagaceae. Gene Ontology annotation, molecular function: MAP kinase phosphatase activity.
CUAUUCGUUAACAAAAUGCCCAUGCCUCCCAUCAAAGAUUAAAGAAUCAAGGACCCUCUUAUUUAUUAAUUUUUUCUCAGAACCCAAUAUAUAUAUAUUAUUUAUAUUUUUCAUAAAUCACAAAUAAAUACGUGCUCGAUCUCUUAACUUAGUAGCUGUACCGCCUAAACAAGGACAACCUGGUUACACCCAAGAGAGCAAGAUAACAAAUCCAAGUCCACAAUCUGAUCAGAGAAAGGACAGAACUAGGAAGAAGCUACAUCACUCUCUCUAUCUCUCUCUUUGCACACUUUAGGCAAGCACAAAUCUUUAAUAUUUUCACUUCUUUUGUUGAAUUCCUUAUUGGUUUAGACUUUAUUCCCUGGUAUCUAAUCUGGGUCUUCAUUGUUUUCUGAUAUAGAAGCCGUUUCCUCAUCUGGGUCUUUCUUGUUUUGUGAUUUACGCUUAUUUUGUGUUUUGGGCUAUGAGGAAGAGGGAGAGAGAGAACCCUUGUGGGGUUUGUGGGCACUAUCACAAAUACGAAGAAGGAGAGGUAUGUGGGAUAUGUGGCCAUCGGAUUCCGGCUUCGGCUGAGAAAACUUCGAUUCAAGUCAGCGCCUUUCCAUCGGAGAUCUUGCCUGAGUUUCUCUAUCUAGGUAGCUAUGAUAACGCUUCACGCUCGGAACUUCUCAAGACUCAGGGAAUCUCUCGUGUUCUUAAUACAGUACCUGCUUGUCAAAAUCUCUACAAGAAUUCGUUCACCUAUCACUGCUUGCAAGAGGACAAAACUUUGCCUUUUGAUGAUGCAAUUCAAUUUUUAGAGCAAUGUGAAAGGGACAAAGCUCGUGUUCUGGUGCACUGCAUGUCUGGAAAAAAUAGGUCACCAGCAAUUGUAAUGGCUUACUUGAUGAAGUCCAAAGGAUGGAGACUUGCCCAAAGUUACCAGUGGGUGAAAGAGCGGAGACCAUCUGUUGAAUUAUCUGAAGCUGUCUACAAGCAACUGCAGGAGUAUGAGCAGAAGAUCUUUGGAUCAAUUGAUCCUGGCAACCCUGUCCUGCCUGUUUUUGCACCUACAGGUGUGCCUCCUUCGUUUAGCUUUGGCUUCCCAAAGGUUAAUGAUCCGGUUUCUGUUCCUGCUUUCAGCAAUGUUGGUACGACCUCUAUUUUUGCCCGUCCUCCUUUAGACAUUGCUCUGAACAAGUUUACUUUUGGAGCCGGCCAGACUCAGAAUAAUAAUGAUAAUAUACUGAAUCCAAAUGGCAGUGAUAUUCAAAUGGAUGGUUCUUGAUUUUCCGGUCUCUUUAUCUUUUGCGAGAUCCCAUGGUCAGAAGUUAAAUUCCUGACUUUCAGAGUUUCUUUUUAACACAAUUUGGAUGUAAAGUGGGAGUAAAAUUCUCAAAAACGUUUUGGUUUGUAAGAUUUGACAUGUUGGUCAGUAUGGGUGCCUUGUUUUUUCGAGUCUAAUGUUCAAAAGUGCAACAUCAUAUUGACUCGUUCCAAAUAUUAUACAAAUGAUUUAGUAGGGUAUAUAUCUAUCUCUUUCCUCAA